Molecule: messenger RNA, 3858 nt
Organism: Heterocephalus glaber (naked mole-rat)
Lineage: Eukaryota; Metazoa; Chordata; Mammalia; Rodentia; Bathyergidae
Gene: Psd
Product: pleckstrin and Sec7 domain containing
Biological process (GO): regulation of ARF protein signal transduction
Molecular function (GO): guanyl-nucleotide exchange factor activity; phospholipid binding; protein binding
Source: RefSeq, a predicted model, not a curated record
GCGGGCACGUGAGGGUCUGGAGCGGAACCGGGCUCCUCGCCCUCCCCCUGGACUGGGGAGGGUCCGAGCUCCGGAAGAGCGGCGGCCUGUCUGAAGAGCAUGCAGCCCCCUCGCUCCCCACCUGGCCUCGCCAUCCCUGCCCCCCCAGCCUGACCCCCGGCCCCAGCAUGGCCCAGGGUGCCAUGCGCUUCUGCUCAGAAGGCGACUGUGCUAUCUCCCCACCACGAUGCCCUCGUCGCUGGCUCCCCGAAGGCCCAGUACCCCAGAGCCCCCCCGCCAGCAUGUAUGGCAGCACAGGCUCCCUGCUGCGGCGAGUGGCAGGCCCAGGGCCUCGAGGCCGGGACCUGGGACGUGUGACGGCACCCUGUACACCUCUGCGAGGUCCUCCCUCUGCUCAUGUUGCUCCCUCACCCUGGGCACCCUCCUCACCCCCUGGGCAGCCCCCACCAGGGACCCGGAGCUCUGUGGUCAUCUUCCGCUUUGUGGAGAAGGCCAGCGUGAGGCCACUGAAUGGGCUACCCGCGUCUGGAGGCCUGAGUCGGAGCUGGGACCUGGGCGGGGUGUCUUCUUCCAGGCCCACCCCAGCCCUUGGUCCUGGCUCCACCCGAAAGUUUCGGCUGGAGGCAUCCACAUCAGACCCCCUUCCGGCUGCAGGAGGCUCUGCCCUUCCUGGCAGCGAGAACUCCCUCUGUGGGCCACCAGUCCCACCCCAGGUUGGGGCAGAUGGCUUGUACUGCUCUCUCCCUAACGGCCUGGGGGCCCCUCCUGAGCACCUAGCCACACUAUGCCGAGGACCUGCUGACACUGGGCUCCUGAACCAGGGGGACCCCUGGUCCUCCCCCAAGGAAGUCUCCUCCCAUGCCCAGAGGAUUGCUCGAGCCAAAUGGGAAUUCUUCUAUGGCUCCUUGGACCCCCACAGCUCAGGUGCUAAGCCCCCGGAGCAGGCGGUCCCCGCCCCCGCCACGGUGGGCUCGGGGCCGGGCUCUGGGGUGGCUGUGGGGCGAGCAGCUGAGUACUCUGAGACGGACUUGGAUGCGGUGCCCCUGAGGUGCUACCGAGAGACCAACAUUGACGAGGUGCUGGCUGAGCGAGAGGAAGCCGACUCGGCCAUUGAGAGUCAGCCCAGCUCUGAGGGCCUGCCUGGCACUGCCCGCCCGGCCGCCCCACACCCUGGCCUGUGCCCCAGGCCUUGCUCCAGCCUGGGCAGUGGCGAUGAGGAUGAGGAUGUGGAUGACGAGGUGUUUGAGGCCUCCGAGGGGGCCCGCAGGCCAGGGAGCCGGAUGCCUCGCCCUGGGCCUGUCAAGUCACCCGUGCCCUUCCUCCCUGGGACCAGCCCUUCUGCCAAUGGGCCUGACUCUUUCAGUUGUGUGUUCGAAGCCAUCCUGGAGUCACACCGGGCCAAGGGGACCUCCUACACCAGCCUCGCCUCUCUGGAGGCCCUGGCCUCACCUGGCCCAACCCAGAGCCCCUUCUUCACCUUUGAGCUGCCUCCCCAGCCCCCUGCGCCCCGGCCUGACCCACCUGCUCCCGCCCCACUUGCCCCUCGGGAGCCGGAUUCCGGUACCAGCUCUGCUGCUGACGGUCCUUGGACACCAAGAGGGGAGGAGGAGGAGGAGGAGGAGGCAGAGUCUGGAGCCCAGCUGCCCCCAGGGAGGGAGACCCCUAGUCCCUGCCACUCAGAGGACGGCCUCGGGCGGGGGGCAGCACCCCUGGGCAGGGGCUGGCGGCCCAGGGCGGAUCUGGGUGACCUCUGGGAGCUCUGCCCCACCCUGACCUGCUGUCCUCCCGGCAGUGAGCCACCCCUGAGUCAGCUGGUCUCAGACUCAGACUCAGAGCUGGACAGCACAGAGCGGCUGGCGCUGGGAAGCACGGAUACCUUGUCCAAUGGGCAGAAAGCGGAUCUGGAGGCCGCACAGCGCCUUGCCAAGAGGCUGUACCGCCUAGAUGGCUUCAGGAAGGCUGAUGUGGCCCGGCACCUGGGCAAGAACAAUGACUUCAGCAAGCUGGUGGCGGGAGAGUAUCUCAAGUUCUUUGUCUUCACGGGCAUGACUCUGGACCAAGCUCUCAGGGUGUUUCUCAAGGAGCUGGCCCUAAUGGGUGAGACCCAGGAACGGGAGCGUGUGCUGGCCCACUUCUCCCAGCGGUACUUCCAGUGCAACCCUGAAGCUUUGUCCUCAGAGGACGGCGCCCACACACUGACCUGCGCCCUCAUGCUACUCAACACUGAUCUCCACGGCCACAACAUAGGGAAGCGCAUGACCUGUGGGGACUUCAUCGGGAACCUGGAGGGCCUCAACGACGGAGGCGACUUCCCCAGGGAGCUGCUUAAGGCCUUGUACAGCUCCAUCAAGAAUGAGAAGCUGCAGUGGGCCAUAGACGAGGAAGAGCUGAGGCGCUCCCUGUCUGAACUGGCCGACCCCAACCCCAAGGUCAUCAAGCGGGUCAGCGGGGGCAGCGGCAGCGGCUCCAGCCCUUUCCUGGACCUGACUCCUGAGCCCGGGGCCGCCGUUUACAAGCACGGGUCCCUGGUGCGCAAGGUGCACGCAGACCCCGACUGCCGGAAGACGCCUCGGGGCAAGCGGGGCUGGAAGAGCUUCCACGGGAUCCUCAAGGGCAUGAUUCUCUACUUGCAGAAGGAGGAGUACCAGCCCGGGAAGGCGCUCUCUGAGGCCGAGCUCAAGAACGCCAUCAGCAUCCACCACGCCCUGGCCACUCGAGCCAGCGACUACAGCAAGAGGCCCCAUGUUUUCUACCUGCGCACGGCGGACUGGCGGGUCUUCCUCUUCCAGGCUCCGAGCCUGGAGCAGAUGCAGUCCUGGAUCACUCGCAUCAACGUGGUGGCCGCCAUGUUCUCUGCACCCCCCUUCCCAGCUGCUGUCAGUUCCCAGAAGAAGUUCAGCCGUCCGCUGCUGCCCAGUGCUGCCACCCGGCUCUCCCAGGAAGAGCAGGUGCGGACCCACGAAGCCAAGCUGAAGGCCAUGGCAAGUGAGCUUCGUGAGCACCGGGCCACCCAGCUGGGGAAGAAGGCCCGAGGCAAGGAGGCGGAUGAGCAGCGGCAGAAGGAGGCCUACCUGGAGUUCGAGAAAUCUCGCUAUGGCACCUAUGCAGCGCUGCUCCGGGUCAAGCUGAAGGCCGCCGGCGAGGGGCUGGACACCAUGGAGGCCGUGCUGGCCCAGGCCGGGAGCGAGGAGGAGGCCCGUCCCCCGCCUCGUCGGGGCCCCGCCCCACAGCCUGACCCCAGCGGCCCGCCGCGGGCCCAGCGCCCUGGCUCAGCAGCGCGGGCCGGCGCGGGCAGCGCACCCCGGAAGCCCUGAGCUGGGACAGGCAGCGUGGGGGUGUCUUUGGGCACCUGCAUGACGACAGGCCCUGCCUGAGCCCGGCAGGCCUCGGGCCACACAGGGCCUCCCAGCAGGGCCCGACCGCGCCGGACGCGGGGUCUGGGCAGGGCAGGGCAGGGCAGGGCAGGUUCGGCCUUGGGCGCCUAGGCUGAGGGCCCCGGAGACCCCUUUGUGAUAAUGUUUGCACUUUUUCCUACAGGGGGUGGGGUGGGGGGAGGGACAAGUGCCCGAAUUUUGAUGCAGUAUUUUUUUUGUGUGGGGGGGAGGCCUGAUGACGUUUCUGCUUUCUGCUGAGACCACCCACCCUGACCCUAGCAGUCCCCAUCCUGGGACCUGGCUCAGACAGAGGCCAGGAGUUGGGGCUGGGCUGGUUUUCCCUCCUCCUCCCCAAGGGCUCAUCUCUCUGUUCCAGAGGUGGCGAAGGGCGCCACGCACAGGCCAGCAGCACGGCCUGCUCCCCUCCUUGGGCCCUGCCCUCUGUACAGCCUCCACCCCAUUAAAACUGCUCUGAAUUGCUGGC